AAUCGUAACGUCCGGGUUUAACAGGAAUUAGCGGUAAAUUUCUUGGUUCGCCAGUAGUUACGGAAAGCAUGGGGUGAAGCCGAGGGCAUACGAGGGAACAAGUGGGCGGAGACGCGCCGUAACGGAACGCUAAUUAGUCUUGCAGAUGGAAUUUGUUUCCUUUACCCUGCUCUAUCACCCGGUCGCCACGGUCACUCGUGUUUUUAUUGAGCUAAUGUGAAACGCAGCCGCCGACCACUUUACGUGGAAUGCAUCGCUCGCGCGGCACGCGUGUGCACGUAUGUGAGCGUGCGUGUGGUGUGUGGCACGCAGGGACGAAGCCGAGUGCGCGAAUGCGGAGCCCAGAGAUCGUCUCGUGCGGUUCGUGCGUCAAUUGUAAGCGGUAAAAAUUCGACUUCAAGAGAUGCGAGAGGCGAUCGAGCGCGUAACAACGUGGACUCGAUCGUAACUUGGACGUUUACUUUCACGUUCUUGGAUCGCAACGGUGAAUAAUAAUUUGUUUUCUCUACGAGAUGCAGCGUUUAUACGAUUAUAAUUUAGCUUUACGCUUUUGUUUUCUUCGUCACAUUUUUUAGCUCACCGCGGUGAGGGAAAAGCGGGGAAAAGGAAGACGAGAAGGAGGUCCCAUCGCGACCGAGGGGAAAGGAGUGAGAGGGAAAGAAAGAAAGGAGGAGGUCCUCAUCCGUUGCCGAUCCCGCACACGUGCGGCUCACGUGCGUGUCUCGGGCCUGGUCGAGGCGGAACAGCGGGGGAGAGCGGCACUGAGAGAAAUGUAAAGUGUGCGUGACGCACCAGAUGAGAUUAGGAGACUCCAUGCUCCAGAGGAGCGGAAAGAGGCUGCCGCUCAGUCGUGCCCGUUGACGAGGACGGCGUCGUCGUGCGCGGUGGUCGAUGAGAACGCUGCUCCGUGAUCGCGUCUGCGGCAUGGCAGCCCGCAAGGAGGAAGCAACGACGAAGCAACGAUACCACGCGAACGCUCGGGAGAGGGAUCGCACUUACAGCGUGAACACGGCAUUCAGCAUUUUGCGCACGCUGAUCCCGACCGAGCCCGCCGACCGGAAGCUAUCGAAAAUUGAAACCCUGAGGCUGGCCAGCAGUUACAUCAGUCACUUGGACGCGAUGCUCGUCGCGGGUGCCACCACGGAUCGACCCUGCUCGCGUCUUCUAGAGAAUAAAGGCGUUUACUCGGCCAGGCCGCAAGUUUGCACAUUUUGCUUAGCUACGCAUAAGAAAUGUAGUUUGGACGUCUCGGGAAUGAUCCCGGAUUAUCCAGAUGACCAAACAGCUUCGUGCAUUUUUGUGCCAGCAAAUGCAACAUAUUUCCCACGCGACCUGCAUGUAAAUGAUAUAUGAAGCCAAUAGAUUAAUUUUAUAUCUGUAUAUAUGAUAUGUACACAUUUGUACAUUUUUGUAAAUAUUAUGUGCUGCUUGAUUUAUUUUUCAUAAAUAUUAAAUACAUAUUCAUGCAAUUGUAACGUUCAAUGUAGGUUUUCCAGACAACUACGUAAAAUUUAAAAAAGUAAAAUCCGGU
This is a messenger RNA of Ooceraea biroi (clonal raider ant), 1531 nucleotides long. RefSeq names its product basic helix-loop-helix transcription factor scleraxis. Lineage: Eukaryota; Metazoa; Arthropoda; Insecta; Hymenoptera; Formicidae. The record is from RefSeq and is a predicted model, not a curated record. Gene Ontology annotation, biological process: regulation of transcription by RNA polymerase II; developmental process. Gene Ontology annotation, molecular function: RNA polymerase II transcription regulatory region sequence-specific DNA binding; DNA-binding transcription factor activity, RNA polymerase II-specific; protein dimerization activity.